AUGGCGUUCGGCUUCUCGGAACAGGCCACCUCCGUCUCUACAGACGCAAUGUCGCUUCUCAGCUUCAAGAGCUCCGUUUCUCUGACCAUUGCCUUCGCCUUCACCCCGUUGAAGGGACCAAACAAUAGUUUCCCCUCCGUUCUCGCUGGAACCCUCACGGCUUCCGUCGGAAAUCUCACUGAGCUCCAGACCUUGUCCCUCCCUCACAAUGCGUUCUCCGGUGAGAUCCCGCCGGAGCUCGGAAAGCUGCGGCUGUUGGAGGUUCUCGAACUUCAAGGAAAUAACUUCUCCGGGUGUAUUCCGGCGCAGAUAAGCCUUUUAUCUUCGCUGCGCGUGCUUAAUUUAUCCUACAACGCGCUCUCCGGUUCGAUUCCGGAUAAACUAAUAGGUUACGGAAAAGUCAGAGUCAUCGAUCUAUCAAACAACCACCUUUCCAGUGGAAUUAAAGUUGAAAAGAUGACCGAGUGCAAGUUUCUCACUCACCUGAAGCUUUCUCAUAACUUACUAAUCAACAACAUUCCGAGGGAGAUCGGAAAAUGCCGGAACCUGAAGACUCUCCUGCUCGACGGGAAUGUUCUAGAAGGACGGAUUCCGGCGGAAAUUGGUAAAAUUUCGGAACUUCGAGUUCUAGAUGUUUCUAGGAACAGUCUCACUAAUAGGAUCCCAAAGGAGCUAUCCAAUUGCAAGAGGCUCUCCGUUAUAGUUCUGACUAAUUUGGUAGAUUUAAGUUCUGAAAAUAUCUUGGAUGAUUCCAGAGGAGAAUUUAAUGCUUAUGUGGGAGGUGUUCCAUCUGAGGUAUUGUUGCUCCCAAAUCUGCAGAUUUUUUGGGCACCAAGAGCAAAUCUUGGAGGAAAGUUGCCUAGUAAUUGGAGCAAUUUGUGCUCUUUGAGGGUACUCAACCUGGGUCAGAAUUAUUUUACUGGCGUGGUGCCACAAAAAUUGGGAAUGUGUAAAAAUCUUACUUUCCUGGAUUUGAGUUCAAAUGAUUUGCGGGGAUACCUUCAUCCCCAGUUAAGGGUUCCCUGCAUGGUGUACUUCAACAUCAGCCGGAAUUCCAUAACUGGCAUUCUUCCUGCGUUUGAAAAUGGUAGCUGCGGUAGUGGCAUGAUCUCGUAUGGGAAGGGUUCUAAUUCUCUAGAUGAGGAAGAUAUUCAGCACUCAUACAACAACAUUCCUGUUUGGGAUUCUCAGAUGAGUUCCCUUUUUAAACCAAUGUUGGGUGAGAAGUUUGCACUUGUUCAUGAUUUGAGUUGGAAUAGAUUCUUUGGUUCUUUACCUUUGUUCUCGUUAGGAGACCAGCUCUUGGGAACUAACCAUAAAUCCUCCUAUAGAUUAGUACUGAACAAUAAUGUGUUCAAUGGGUCUCUUCCCCAUGAGCUAGUUUCAAACUGUAAUGACUUGAAGAGCUUUUCAGUUAACUUGAGCGCCAACCAGUUAUCUGGUGGGGGAUUGCCUCUUAACUGUUUAAACCUAAGGGAUUUUGAAGCAGCGGACAAUCAGAUUGAUGGGUCAAUAGGUCCUGGCAUUGGAAACUUGACGACACUUCAGUGUCUCGACAUGAGAAACAACAGGCUGUCUGGGUCUCUGCCUGACCAGCUGGGGAUGUUGAAGGAUCUCAGAUGGAUUCUUCUUGGAGGAAACAAUUUAUCGGGGGAAAUUUCGACAAAACUCGAUCAAUUGACUUCUCUUAUAUUUCUGGAUCUGUCUAAAAAUGCUCUAACAGGAUCUAUCCCUGCAAGUUUGACAAAUGCUACAAAUCUUCAAGUUGUUUUGCUUGAUCAUAAUAGACUUUUCGGGGAAAUACCUUCAUCUUUCUCGACCCUUUCCAGUCUUACUCAACUGAAUGUUUCAUUCAAUAACCUUUCUGGUCAUAUACCCCGUCUUCAACACCCAAGCAACUGCAACUGCUUCAAAGGGAACAGAUACUUGCACUCGUGCCCAGAUGUAUACUCAGCUUCUCCAGUGGGGCUUCCAGUCCCACAUGGAAUUAAGAAACGGCACAAUCGGAGUAAAUGGAAGUCUUUUGUAAUUCCGGUGACAACUUCUGUUUCUGUCAUCAUCUGUGGUCUUUUAGUGAUGGUUCUUUACUAUGUCCUUGGUAGGAGAAAGAUUAGUAGACUCACUAGUCUAAGAAAGAAAAUGGUGGUGACAUUUGCUGAUGUUCCAACUGAACUGAAUUAUGAUAGCAUUGUUAGAGCAACAGGGAAUUUUAGCAUCCGAAACCUUAUCGGUAGAGGUGGCUUUGGGUCCACUUACAAGGCAGAGUUGGUCCCCGGUUUCCUAGUAGCUGUUAAGAGGCUCUCCAUAGGUAGGUUUCAAGGAUUUGAACAAUUUGAUGCAGAGAUAAGAACACUUGGAAGAAUUCGACAUAAGAACCUUGUAACUCUUAUUGGGCACUAUGUGGGAGAAGCCGAGAUGUUCUUAAUUUACAAUUACCUUUCUGGUGGAAAUCUUGAAACUUUCAUACAUCACAGGUCUGAAAAAAAUGUGCAGUGGCCAGUGAUCCACAAGAUUGCCAUUGAUGUAGCUCAGGCUCUUGCUUAUCUUCACUACUCAUGUGUUCCUCGGAUUGUUCAUCGGGACAUCAAACCUAGCAACAUUCUGCUUGAUGAGGAGCUUAACGCCUAUCUUUCAGACUUCGGAUUAGCCCGGCUUCUGGAAGUUUCUGAAACCCAUGCCACUACAGAUGUAGCCGGCACAUUUGGUUAUGUGGCUCCGGAGUAUGCAACCACCUGUAGGGUCUCUGACAAGUCAGAUGUUUAUAGCUUUGGUGUUGUGCUCCUAGAAUUGAUGUCAGGAAAGAAAUCCCUCGAUCCAUCCUUUUCUGAAUAUGGGAAUGGAUUCAACAUUGUUGCCUGGGCUAAGUUACUGAUCAGGGAGGGGCGUUCUUCUGUGCUUUUCCGUACUGAGUUGUGGGAAGCUGGGCCUAGAGAAAAUUUAAUGGGAAUGUUAAGACUUGCAUCAGUAUGCACUGUUGAGUCACUUGCUAUUCGGCCAUCAAUGAAGCAUGUUGUGGAGAAAUUGAAACAGUUGAAAUCAUGAUGACCAAAUUAUGUUGUCUCAAGCCCCAUCACUAGACAACCCCGCAACAUGCACAUUUCUACCAUAGGAUACUUGAAUAUGAGGAAUACAGCCUAAGGCAGACUGACACCCAGACUUGCUGGUCUUGGUUAUUGCUCACCAGAUUUCUGAGCAUAGUGGUUGUCUACAGAUGACCCUGAUAUAGCAUCAGCUUGCCUGGCAUCAUGGUUCAGUGAUCUUUCCUCACAACCAAGAACCGAGCUGCAGGCUGUUACCCAGUUCCGCAUAUGAUUCAUCAACCAGAUUUGGGUGUAUUAACCAAUGGUCAUAUGAACCUUUGCACCCCAGUGGCAGACAAAUUGGGCUGUUGCCUUUGUCAUACUAGCUUCCCUGCUUCUUGAUUUGCUCGAACAGUUGACAUAGCUCAAGAGCUGGCAGUGCACCGCAAGAGUGUCAUCAAGGAGCAAUUCAUUUUGCUUAAGUGUGAAAAUCUGUGUCAACACAUGCCCCAACAAGAAUUUGGAACAGAUGGCAUUUUUAACACAUUAUUUAACUUACUGGUGUGUAAUUUUAGAUAUUGUUCGAGUGAUGGGCACAUGCAAUCUCUUUUCUCAUAGAAAUGUUUUUGGUCAAGAAAUUAUUGAAUCAUUCUCUUCCCAUGUCUAA
This is a messenger RNA of Malania oleifera, 3687 nucleotides long. RefSeq names its product LRR receptor-like serine/threonine-protein kinase RPK2. NCBI's taxonomy places the organism in Eukaryota, Viridiplantae, Streptophyta, Magnoliopsida, Santalales, Ximeniaceae. The record is from RefSeq and is a predicted model, not a curated record. Gene Ontology annotation, biological process: protein phosphorylation. The coding region runs from base 1 to 3042 and encodes 1013 amino acids. The transcript has 4 exons. Gene Ontology annotation, molecular function: protein kinase activity; ATP binding; protein binding.